UCGAAGAAGACGAAGGUCACGAGCGUCAUUCCGCUUCAUCGCUCAUUAGGAAAUAACCCCAGAGUGUGUCUUGAAGUAACCGGCUGAUCAGACGGUUCUCAGUGAGCGACACUACACGCCGAUUUCUAAGCGCCAUUUGAAAUAAACCAACAUGGCGAAGAAGAGGAGCGGAGUCCACGAACCUGAAGGCACUACUCUCAUACAGGAGGAAGCAACGACAAAAGAAACGCAACCUCUUAAAGCAGCGCAGUAUACCGGAGGACGAUCUGCACGCAUGUCCCUCCUCAUCCUGAUCUCCAUCUUUGCCUGUGCUGCUUCAGUCAUGUACCUGGUUUACAGAAAUUUCCCAGAGCUGAGCGAAGACGAGAGGGACAAGAUAAAAGUCCCCAAAGACAUGGACGACGCUAAGGCACUGGGUACCGUGCUCUCCAAAUAUAAGGACACCUAUUAUACCCAAGUGCUUAUAGCAUAUUUCGCUACAUACAUCUUCCUCCAGACAUUUGCCAUUCCAGGUUCAAUUUUCCUCAGUAUCCUGUCUGGUUAUCUGUAUCCCUUCCCCCUGGCCCUGUUCCUGGUUUGCCUGUGCUCAGGUCUGGGAGCGUCUUUCUGUUACAUGCUGUCCUAUUUAGUGGGCAGACCCGUGGUGUACAAGUACCUCACAGAGAAAGCGCAGAAAUGGUCACAACAGGUCGAUAAACACAGAGAACACCUCAUCAAUUACAUCAUCUUCCUGAGAAUUACGCCUUUCCUUCCAAAUUGGUUUAUCAACAUCACUUCUCCGGUCAUCAACGUACCACUGGGAGUCUUCUUCUUUGGUACAUUCAUUGGAGUCGCUCCUCCAUCUUUCGUAGCGAUAAACGCCGGAACGACGCUGUACAAGCUGACCACAGCGGGCGAGGCCGUGUCCUGGUACUCUUUGGCCGUUCUGGCCGUUCUGGCCGUAGUCUCUAUUCUCCCGGUGUGUUUCCAGAGAAAGCUGCAGGAAAAGAUGGCGUAAAGUUGCCUCCUCACUUCUUCUGCCUGUCACCCGGUUCACACCUGCUUAUCUUGGUCCUCAACCACACAGCUGUUUUUUUUUUUUUCUUUGUCGUCGUGGAAAACGGGCCCAAAACUGUAGAACUCGGACUGGCUCGUGAUCCUACGCUUGUUCUUUUUCUCUGUAACAGAAUGAACGAUUAUAUCCAUUAUCUUUUCAUCGUUUUAUAUGUUUUUAACAACCUUGUGUAGUAGGUCCUAUAUUGAGUCAGUGUCUUUUUCUUUUCUAACUUUAAAGCAAUACCCCCCCCCCCUUUUUUUAAAUAAAUGUUUUUAGCCGUGUUGCAUCGGCAGCACAAACAGGGUGCUAUGCCAGGAGAAAUUUAAAUACAACACCUCUCACAUACGCCGUGCCAUAAACAUUAUUUUUCCUCACAGUUUGACUAUAACAGUAAAUUUAAAAACGCUGAUUUGUUCUGGACGAUGCACCAUACUGUCUGUCCUGCUGCCGCCCAAAUGUAGGACAUUCUCCUGGUAGUUCUUUUUCAAUAUAUAAAUAUAUAUAUCUAUAUAUAAUCUCAGAAAAUACGAUUUCCGACACCGAAUUGUAUUUCUAAUGCCUCAUAUGUAUUGUAUUUUUUUUUUUUUUUCAUUUAUAUUUUAUUUAUUUAGCUAGUUUGUUUUUGCUUUCCUUAUCCAUUUUGUCUUAAUUAGCAGGUUACUGGAAAUAGACUGCGGUGACCCUUUUGAUUUCGUUCUCCACCUCGGACAUAAAAAAGGAAAAAGAAAAGUAAGAAUGAUGAGUUUUAAACGAUUCAGUAAUGAAUAGUAAAAGACUGAAAGUCUGAAAGGACCUCAUGAAUCUUAACUAUAUUUUAAAAGAAAAACAGUUUAGGACAUGCAUCUCUACACAGCGAGCAGUCUUGUUUGCACUGAAUAUAUGCAUUUUAGGAGGAAUUUUCUACCCCACAAAGGUAGAAGCCGGAUACCUCGUCGUGUACGAGUUCACUGUUUACUACUCCUUCAUUGAAAGCAAGUUGGUUAGUCCCUUAGUUCCCAAUCCUGGUUCUGGAAGUACUCCUGUUCUGUGGAGUGUUUUCUUAUUCUUAUUCUUAUCUAAUUGCAUCAGCUGAUAAAUAAAUUGAUCAAAAUGUACAGGGUGUGGCUAAGCUCCUGUAGGACCAGCAUUGGAAACCUGCGGUUUAGUCCCUUUCAGUCUGAUCGCGUUCCGUAGCUUUGAGACAUAAUGUACAUCCAUGCAUAAGUCUUAGUGAACCCUCUGUGUAUAAAAAGCACAUCAACAUGGAUAAGGUGCAUUUCUACAAUGUAGGCUUUUACUUUUACUUUUUUUCUUACAUUGUUCAUGACUAUAUUCUCUCCUCCUCUUCUCGUCUCUUUGCGUUGCCUCCACACACACACUCACUCACACACACACACACACACACACUCAGACAGACAGUAUUACAUGGAACUCUCUGGAUGUUCUUCAUAUGUAAAUGCUACUAACUGAUCACUUUUUCUUUCAAAUGUCAUUACGAAAUGUUAUAUAAUGAAGAUAUUUAUUAAGAAAUGAUUAAAACAUGGUUCCCUUCG
Ictalurus punctatus (channel catfish) is the source of this 2568-nucleotide messenger RNA. It is a transcript of the gene tmem41b, whose product is annotated as transmembrane protein 41B. Gene Ontology annotation, cellular component: endoplasmic reticulum membrane. The record is from RefSeq and is a predicted model, not a curated record. Lineage: Eukaryota; Metazoa; Chordata; Actinopteri; Siluriformes; Ictaluridae. The coding region runs from base 152 to 997 and encodes 281 amino acids. The transcript is spliced from 7 exons.